UUUUUGCGGUGUCCAUUGGCUCGGCUGCGGCAGGUCCCUCCCUCCGGAAGUGCAGACAUUUCCACUUGGGCUUGGUGGUCGCGCAGUUCAGGAGUUCACACCUGGGACAAUGGUGUGCAUUCCUUGUAUCGUCAUUCCAGUUCUGCUCUGGGUCUACAAAAAGUUCCUGGAGCCAUACAUAUACCCUCUGAUUUCCCCCUUUGUUAGUCGUAUGUGGCCUAGUAAAGCUAUGCAAGAAUCCACUGAUAAAGGCAAAGUAGACUAUAAGGGUGCAGACAUAAAUGGACUACCAACGAAAGGACCAACAGAAAUCUCUGAUAAAAAGAAAGACUAAAGUGAUUGUCCUAGAGGACCUCAUUGUUCUCAAAAUGGACCUAAUAAUCUGAAGCACCUUCUUUGUAAUUGUCUCUGACCUUUUUCUCUUAGACCAGAAUCGGGAUCGACAGUUUUGAUAUUUACCUGGUACUAAUCAGGAAAUAUAUGGUAUUUAUAUUUAAAAUGUAUUUAGUUAUAUUUAAUGAUCUUAUUCCCAAGCUUUUUUUUCAUUAAAUAGCUUUAAUAAUAUGAAUAAAUAGAAGGUUUGCGCCAAUAGACACUGUUACUAAAUCAGGUUACUAAAUCAUUACCUAAACAACUUGGGCUUCUAGCUUUUGUUCAGGCUCUUCAAAUUUGAGUAGAGUAUAUUUUUACUGUGAAACAGUGCAAUGAGACUGUGGUGAGAUGAAAGGGAGUUUUUGGAGAUGAUAGUGACUUGAAACAAAAAGUUAUAAUUACUGCCCAACACAAUGAAGCCCUUUAUCUAUAAGAGUAGUAGUUACUGGUUAUUAUUCUGAGGAAAAUAACAAACACAGGAAAUUUCUUUGAAAUAAAUGGAACAUCUUUUACAUAAAUGUCAUGUAUAUUAUAAAAUUCUAAUCUUUGUUGCAUUCCUUCUAUUCCUACAAAAUGUAUUAAAUAU
This is a messenger RNA of Molossus molossus (Pallas's mastiff bat), 958 nucleotides long. It is a transcript of the gene CUNH18orf32, whose product is annotated as chromosome unknown C18orf32 homolog. NCBI's taxonomy places the organism in Eukaryota, Metazoa, Chordata, Mammalia, Chiroptera, Molossidae. Bases 110 to 334 code for a protein of 74 amino acids. Gene Ontology annotation, biological process: positive regulation of canonical NF-kappaB signal transduction. The transcript has 3 exons. The record is from RefSeq and is a predicted model, not a curated record.